Molecule: messenger RNA, 1601 nt
Organism: Syzygium oleosum
Lineage: Eukaryota; Viridiplantae; Streptophyta; Magnoliopsida; Myrtales; Myrtaceae
Product: protein IQ-DOMAIN 9
Exons: 6
Coding region: 385-1332 (315 amino acids)
Molecular function (GO): protein binding
Source: RefSeq, a predicted model, not a curated record
AGAGGGAGAGAGGGAGAGAGAGCUCCAUUCAAGGAAGGGAUAGAUAUAUACAAACGUUUUCAUCGACCCCAUUUGAUUAAAUGAAUUGUCUUUAAAGACAGGAGAGAAAUUCUCGGUAGAACUGGAGGUGGACCUUUGCAAACCGGCAUUCCACACCCACCUUUUAUUCUCUCUCUUCUUCGCUAUGACUACCCUUUUCUUCGAGGUUGCUUGAGCUUUACUACUAAUACUACCCCCACCCGCAAUUCUUUAGGCUGGACCUUUGAGUACCCAUUUGUGUGAAAGGAAGAAGAAAAAAGGUGGUCAUUGGACUGGACCUCAUUGCUGCUGCUGCUCCUGUGGGGUACUUCUCUUCAUCCGGGUAAAAGCAUUUAACUUAUAGAUAUGGGUUCUGGGGACUGGUUCAAGUCUAUAAUCAACCUGAAGAAAGUGAAGAACGAUGGUUCAAAGAGAUCAAAGCCCGGAAAACAGGCAUCUUCAUCUCCUGGGAAGUCAAAUUCCUUCAAGUGGAAGAGCCACUCAAAUAAAGAGUCUACAACUUUGGAAAAUGGUGCUGCUCCUGGAAAAAGUUCUCUUGGCAUGCCCCUUGAGGAUAGAGCCGCACUACGAAUUCAAACAGCAUUCCGGGCAUACAUGGCACGGAAAAUGUUACGACGUUUGAAAGGGAUAGUAAGAUUGCAGAUCCUGACACAAAACUUUUCGGUCAAAAAGCAAGCAACGACAACACUGGGGUAUCUUCAUUCCUGGAGCAAAAUACAGUCCCAGGUUAGAGAUCGCCGUCUUUGUAUGGUGACAGAAGGGCGGAUAAAACAGAAGAAAUUGGAGAACCAGAUGAAACUUGAGGCUAAACUCCAUGAUAUUGAGGUCGACUGGUGUGGUGGCUCUGAAACCAUGGAAGAAAUUCUUGCAAGGAUACAUCAGAGAGAAGAAGCAGCAGUUAAACGUGAACGAGCCAUGGCAUAUGCAUUUAACCAUCAGUGGAGGGCCAACUCUAAUACCAAUGGCGUGAAGAAUUAUGAACUUGGAAAAGCGAGUUGGGGUUGGAGCUGGAUGGAGCGAUGGAUUGCUGCUCGCCCAUGGGAAAGCCGAGUACCUAUUCAGACCAUUAGCCCGAAGAAACCACUUAACAAGCAGGGAAGUAAUGUCGCUAAAAGCUUGAACCAGCAAACGCCAAAGGCCGUGAUUUCACCAAUACCACCUCCAUCCUCCAACGGGAAGGCAACUACGAAGGCAAGAAGAUUGUCUUUCCCAGCAGCCGAAAAGCCUGCCAGUCUGCUUUCAGAAAGUAAAUCUGAGGAAGCAAACAAUAAGAAAGAAUCGACGGUUGCUUAACACAGAGAUCAUGGGCGGUGUUGAUUUCUUUUCCAUACUUGAGUUGCAGAGACGGCGAGAGAAAAACCAUUUGUUUUGUCAUUUAUUAUUGCUGAAAUUAUGUGUAUAGCUUUUGCUUGUAAAUUCUAUUGGUGUGAGGAUAAAAAGACCGGCCGGAUACGUAAGCUUGUCUGUUCAUUUUACUGUUGCCUUUUCUGGAAUCCUGAAUGAUGUGAUUUAUACUGUAUUUAUGCUGUAUAUAGAUAGUAUCUUGAUUCCAUUUGUCAAAA